CCAUAUGUGCCAGGUGCACGGUCGUGCGCUUCUCCUCGGCCAGGCCGUGUCGGCUGCACGGGCAAAAACCAGCCAUGCACGGCCGUGCGCCCCUGCCCGUGCAGCCGAGGCACGGCCUAUUUAUAUGGCCUGCACGGUCAUUGUGGUCAGAAAACCAAAACCACUCGCCGGAAUCCUCUGCCCUCGCCAGAAAACCGCGCAAAACCCACCUUUUUUCGAUUUUUUCGGCCACUUUGGGUAAUUUUUUCACCAAACCAACUACAAACCCACUCUUUCUACACCCAAAGCGGCCUAUCCCUCGAUUUUGAGCGAGUUUGGGCGACGUUUUCGUCGCCGGAGGCGAUUUCCGGCGAGACUCCGGCGAGACUCCGACGAGCAUUUCCGGCCAGUUUUUCAGCGUUUCGUCACUUCCAUUGUCUUCCCCUCAUCAUUCCCUACACCUCUACUUGAGUCUCCAGGUUUGAUUUUGCCCUUAACUAUGUUAAUUGUGGAGAAUUGAGUGUGUAGGGUGUAUGUUAGAGAACCUUAUUGAAUCAUGUGAAUCUUAUGAAAUUGAUUGAGGGGAAUGCAUGGGAUGUGAUUGAAUUAUGUUGGGCAAAGUCCCCUUUGAUUGUUUAAGCCCUUGUGUGCAAGAAUUUGGCCAAUUUCAUGUUUAACUUAGUAGUGCACACAAGGUGUUCGCUGAAAUGCCUGUUUUCCAUGCCCGGUUGUGGCCACCGGUUGGGGCCCUUAAUGAUGUAGUUUGAGGGUGUAUUUGCUAUGGAUGUGAACCUUGAGUUGCCUAUUUUCUUGUGCAUGUGCACCCCCACCCUGAUUCUGCUUGAUUUAUCGAGAUUUUGACCCCCGAACUAUGGAUGAAACCAUGGUUAGGCUGUUUUCUGUUCUUAAGUGUGGGGGUGCGCUUGACCUUUUUCUUUGGCUCUUUUGGGUUCCACUUUGGGUUGUUGUUUUGCAGGGCAAUGACGAAACCUAAUUUCCAGCACCCGUUCAUCCGGGAUCUGAGGAGGGGACCCACCGCAGAGCGCUUCAAGGAGGUCGCGGAAACCCCGUUUGGGUCACACCAUUGCUGGUCCAAACGGGAGUUUCGGCGAUUGCACUGCUACGAGCAGCUCUCCGCCGCGGUCGCCAACACCGCCUGGCGCCGUCUGCUCCAGCUCUGCGAGAAGGUCUACUACGAGCCGGUGUGGGAGUUCUACACGACCUUCAAGCACAAUACCACGGACAACUGGCAGGACGGUACGGCCGUCCAAUUCAGGCUAGGCGGGGUCCCCCGGUCCUUGAGCUACCACGAGCUGGCCGAGGCUCUCGACCUCGACCUCGACGACCGUGAGGACUACGUCACCGAGGUGAAUGAGCCACCGGCGGUGGACUUCGGGAGGCUGUACACCAGCCUGGCUCGGCCAGGCCAGACGCGUCCCUUCCGGUCAGGGAGGACGAAGGCCUCUACCCUGCAGAUCGACAACCGACUUCUCCACCACCUGCUGGUGAAGUCUUACACUCCUGCAGCUGACAGCGCCGGCGCCAUCACGAAGAGGUCCCUGUACUUCCUCCAUUCGAUCCGCCAGCGCCGCCAUCCUCUCCACCUGGGUUCAGUGGUGGCCAAGACCUUCGAGAAGACGGCCACAGAGCUGAAGAGCCUCCACUGCGCCCCCCUCAUCACCCGCCUGGCCACCUUCUUUGGCCUUUCACUGCAGGGGUGCACCGAGGAGGGGGACACCCUCAUCUUUGGCCGCACGACGAUCGGGAAGAUGCUGCUGUUGCGGGAGAGGAACGGUGUUCAAUGGGUCGAUGGGUUUCCGGAGCCUCCGAUCCCCGCGGAGCCCGUACCAGAGGAGGAGGAGGCUGCCGAUGAGGUGGAUCCCGAGGAGGUGGAUGCUGCUGCUGAUGCUGCUGAUAAUCCCCCACAGACUGACUUCCAUUUCGGGGGUAGCAGCUCCAGUUUCCCGGGGCAGGAUUACUUCACUUCCCAGUUCGAGCAGCUGCGUCUCCAGAACCAGCAGAUCAUCGACCAUCAGCUGCAGUUCCAGCAGCAGUACGCGGCUCACCAGGCCGAGUACCACCAGAGGAUGGCGAGUUACGACGAGAGAUUGGACUAGCUCCAGACCCAGCAGGGCGUGGCCCUUGCCCACAUCGAGCGGGAGAAGCGCCGCUCCCGGCGCAUGCAGGAGGUCCAGCAGCACCUGCUCCAGCUGCUCCCGGGUGAGCCACCUGUCUGGAGGACUCCCUGGGAUGACUCCCCUCCACAGGAUGGUGCUACUGGCGCUGCGGAUGAUGACGCGUUCAUGAACGACAUCGACCUCGACGAUCUUGGCGACGAGUAGGCUGUACUCGUUGCCCGUCUCAGUGUGUUUUCUUUUUCAUUUUAGACUUUUGUGUGUUUGCUCCAUGUGUGCGGAGCUUGAACUUAGUGUCGUUUGUUUUUGGUUUUUCCUUUGUGGUUUGAUGUAGCCGUCUGGGCUAACACUUAUCCCUAACGCACAGUGUGCUAGUGUGUUUCUGAUGUUCGAUUUGUGCAGCAUUGUCCACUCUCCCGUUCGUUUCUCGCUGACUGGUCCACUUCCAGUCCCCCAGCAGUGUUCCUACCCGGUAACAUCGUUCCCCUUAUCUUUCUCUCUGCUCCAUUGAGGGCAAUGUCGUUCUUAAGUGUGGGGGGAUGCUUUGUAUCGGUUGGAAUAUUUAUGAUGGUGCUUGGAGCCUAGUCCGCUGUCCGAAUCUUACGAUUUGAGGGCUCCAAGUACUGCUGUUUGAUCAUAUUGGCACUGUGUUUUGAUGGAUGAAUUGAUUGGUUUUCGGAUUAAUGCAUGACAACUUGUUUGCGACUAGGACAACCUAUGAUGAGGACUGAGAUGUGCAGUAGAACGAUGUAGGGGUUCAGUUUUUCAACUGUUUGCUUGCCAACUGUGACUUGAUCUGACUUGAUCUGAUUACUUGUUCUUAACAGUCGUUUAUGCAUCUAGUUCAGGGUAGCAGAAUAUGAGAUAGAGCAUAUAGGUAGCCAUGUGAGAUUUGAGCCUGCUCGUUUCUUUCUUGUGCGAUAGAUCCCUCUUCCAUGAUGUGUAGCAUUCACGUUGUCACUAGCUAAGAUGAUGGGGGCAUAGGAUUAGCCCACGCCCAAAACUGACUGUCCUGAUGUGUCAUAUCCCCUAGUCAGCCCCUUUGAGCCGUGUGUUAUCCUUUCUUUUGGUCUAUAAUGAAAAGAAAUCACCCUUGUUGCAUCUUUUAGAAGGUUCCACAGAGUGGUUUUUAUAUAUUCUCUGCUGUUUCUGCUAAAGUCUAUGUGAGUGUUGGAGGUAGUGCUUAAAAGUUGGGCGGAUGUUUGAAAUAUGUGCAGGAGUGGUGGCUCUCUUAAGAAAUGAAAAGAAAAUGAAAGAGAAACAAAGAGAAAUUGAAAGUAAAAGAGAGCCACUACCAAAAAUCUGAAUAAUGCCCAGUAAGUAGUGUUUCUUAGCAGUCUGGCUUGGAAAUGCUGAUGUUUAUGCCUCCUUCGCUCUUGUGCUCUUAAGAUAUUGAGUAAUGCGGGAUAGCAGAAAGAAAAUACCGGGUUGCUGACUGUGUUUGUGUGUUCGGGAAAUGUGGAACCUUUUGCUAUGAAUACUUCCACCACCUAAAAGGCCUUUUCCCCAUGUCCAAGACCCUAGCCAGUCAUUUGAACCUGUGUCUAAGACCUCCUGAUUAGUUAGUGGUGACACCCCAUAUGUGAACUCUAGCAUUUAGAGGCUGCCAUCAUGGUGAAGAGAUGAUAGGGAUUGAGAGAAAUAGCAUGCGCAUCUUUCGCAUCAAAUUGUCCUGACCCCACUGGUCGAGAGUGAGUGAUUCAUGUUCAUUUUCUAUAUGCUCUUGUACCCCGGUGAGGACCUAGAUUGCUCGGUCUCUAUUCUGAUGUCUUGAGUUGGAUGCAUGAGUUGACUGUUUUGAGUAAGUGGUUGAAUCAAGUCUAGGUUGGCCAGUGAACAGACGGGAGACUCUUCCUUUACUCGAUUUGCUGCACUCGAAUGUCCUUUGUGGUGGUUGUCCAGGUUGUUGUUGAGGUUGUGCAUGUAUUGAUGUUUGAAAACCAGUGCGAUUCACGUGUUCUGUGCCUUUAUGACUUGUCCCCAAUGUUGGUUGAUUGAAAUAUGUAAGCUUACCUAGUGUCUGACUUGGUUUGCUUGGGGACAAGCAAACGGUUAAGUGUGGGGGAGUUUGAUAGACCGUUAUUUACACAUGUUUUUACCCCUGUUCUUACACCGUUUGAGAUGUGAUUUCUCGUGUUUUAGGCCGAUUUCACGCUAGGUUGUGCUUGUUUGUCAUAUUUCAGGUCCUAGUACGUGAAUGAAGGCUUAGGAGCGAUUCUGGGGUCGAUUGGACGAAGAACAGACGAAUGGCGAGGUUUUUGGGAGCUGCACGGGCAGACCAGAGGGGCUGCACGGCCGUGCACGGUUGCAAUCUGGCCGUGCGCCUCAUGCCGAGGAGCUGCACGGGCAGGCCCUGAAGAUUGCACGGCCGUGCACCUGGCCGUGCAAGAAGCCUGAGUUCAAUUAAGGGAUACGCUGCGUUUCAUGGUGCACGGCCAGACUGGUGAAGUGCACGGCCGUGCACCCUGGCCGUGCAACUCGGGAAACCCGGUUUUAAAGCCUAAUCCGAGCCAGAAGUGAGAGGAGAGUGUUUUCAGAGCAAAAACAGAGCCCUAGAGAGAGAAAGUACGAAGAACACAUCCUAGAAGCUGUCUUAGAGCUGGAUUUCAUCGAAUCGAGCCUGGAGAUCGUCAUAGGAGUGAAAAUCAUCGUCCCGGAGCAGAUUAUCCUCAUCGUUAUGAGUAUGACUAAUCCGAUUCCUGUUUUCUCUUCUCUCUCUAUGGAGUAGAACCCUUCUCUCACUUGGGGAUGAAGAACCCUAGUUCUAUGUGUUAGGGGAUUGAUUGUAAUGACUUGGGAUGAUACUACUGUUUGAUUUUAAUCGAAUGAUGCAUGUUUCAUGAAUUGAUUUGAGUCUGAUCAGCUUGUCUCAAUUUCUGCUUCAACCUGAGAUAGAUAGAAUCUGAUUAGGUUGUUAGAGCCUCUUCAUUCGAUAGUAGGAGGUUGGCUAUACGAGAGUUAGCCAGUUUACUGCUUUGUACUGGUGUUCUUGGCGCCAGUAGUGGAGUUCUGUGUUCAUAGCCUCAGCUUUCUAUCCCGGUGAAGACUAGUCGUCUGCCGGGUAGUUAGACUGAGAGGGCUCGGUCAGCUUAAGAGAUUCCAAGCUACUGUCGGAUCUUCCGCAGUCUAAUCAACAGUAAAUCAACCCAGGGUAAAUUGCAAUUGAAACCUAACUAAAGAGCUAGGGGGAUUCAUUCCCGAGUGACUCUUUCCUGCUUAAGAAAACCGAAUAAUUUCCUGCUUUAUUUCUGCUUUUAGUUUAAACAACAAUCACUUACUCUAGUUGGCUAGAUAACAGAGAAUCACUGAGUAAGCAGUAGAUCUAGACCCCGGGUUGAUAAUAUAACUUGCCUGUUACUGCAUUCCCGGUCUGCGAUUACACUUGGUCGCAGAUUGGUGUUGUGUUUUGGCGUGUCACACCCUAAGGGUGCAUUUUAGAAAUAGACCGCACCAGUAAGGUGCGUUCCAAUUUUUUGGACUCAAAUUGCAUUUUGGCCAAGCGGUUUUAGGUCUGACCUACCGAAACCGCUUGGCCGAGGUGGGGUUUUAGGUCUGACCUAUUAAAACCGCAUCAUAAAGAUGCGGUUUGUUUCUCCUAGAUAAAACCGCAUCCUAACA
This is a messenger RNA of Linum trigynum, 5732 nucleotides long. The record is from the annotation of a GenBank genome assembly. Lineage: Eukaryota; Viridiplantae; Streptophyta; Magnoliopsida; Malpighiales; Linaceae.